ACCAUCGUUUCCGUUGCUUGUCGUCGAAGCGCCUAUUCCGAAUACGAACAUCCAAUGACGUCCAAACAGUGUGUCUUUUCUACGGAAUAAAAUUUCUUCAAACAACUUGCAAUCACGAUCGAGACGCCAGUUCGAAUAAAAGGAAUAGCCGCACGAAGAGACAGUCUAAUUGGCGAACGAUCAAGAUUCGUAAUAACCUUGUCUCAUUUUACGAAAGCUAUUCUUGCCAACAUUUUAUGAGUGUUAAUGUUCAAAAGCUGCCGAUAAAUGCGAGUCAGCAGAAAUUUCAAAAUAUUAUAAUUGCAGUAGACAGAUCGGAAAAAUAUCCAUCACAUUUAAAAUAAUUUGAAUCAUAUAGUCUGGCAUAAUGAAGCAGAAACUCCAUCUCACAAAUAUAACGUGCGAUCAGGCGAUCGACGUCAAGUUCUUGAAUUUGUCGUACACGGUUCGGACUAGAUAUCGCGAACCGAAAAAGCACAUCCUCAAAGGCCUAAGCGGAAUCUUCCGAUCCGCCGAGCUGACGGCUAUCAUGGGACCGUCCGGUGCCGGCAAGUCGACGUUAUUAAACAUCUUGAGUGGCUUUCAAGAAGGCUUGUACAUGGGAACGGUGACGUACCUCAACAGAGGCAACAUACAAAAUCGCGACACUUGUAAGAAACAGCUGCGUUAUAUUCAGCAGAUGGAUGAUCUGCAUGGCCACUUCACCACCCAGGAAAUCAUGAUGAUAGCGAGCUACCUGAAGAUCAAAAGUAUCUCGCACAAGUCAAGGCAGAUGCAGAUUGAUGAUAUCUUGAACACGCUGACGUUAUCGGACACCAAGGAGACCCGAACUGACCAGCUGAGCGGUGGUCAGAGAAAGAGACUGAGCAUCGCCUUAGAGAUGAUUGACAAUCCACCGCUCAUGUUUUUGGACGAGCCGACCACCGGUCUGGACUCUGUUACGUCUAUCCAGUGCGUGAACGCGUUUAAGACACUGGCGCAAACUGGCAGGACGAUCAUCUGUACUAUACACCAGCCCAGUGCAGCACUCUAUGAGAUGUUCGAUCAAAUUUACUUAGUGGUGGAUGGUUACUGUAUGUAUCGCUCGCCGCCCGGCAAUACGGUCAACUACUUCGCCCUGCAAGGCCUCCAAUGUCCAAUGUAUCACAAUCCCGCGGACUACAUGCUAGAAGUGGUGUCUAAAGAGUACGGUGAUUACGACGAACAGUUGAUCGCGGCGGCCAAGUGGCCCAUUGAGUCGAACAACGAGAUAAAUUCUAUCACAUCGUCGCGCGACAUGGUCCAGAAGAUAUCCGACAACGAUCAGAUGGUUGCAUUGAGUCCGCCCACGGAACUGAUACGAUUCUGGGUGUUACUGAAGCGCUACAUGCUUUUGACAUAUCGUAAACGCGAUACGGAGUAUAUAUAUCUAUUCUGUCACAUAUUCGUAUCCCUAUUAGCGGGUAUGAUUAAUGUGCGCGCUGGCAACGAUGGCAGAAAGGUAUUCAGCAACAUCUCCUGUCUGUUCCAGACCGUUGGGUACGCGUACUAUAUUGGCUUUUUACCGGCGGUACUAAAGUUCCCUUUGGAGAUCAAUAUUUUGCGAAAUGAGCACUUUAAUAAUUGGUAUCAGAUGAGAACUUGUUAUAUGGCCAUGUUAGUGAGCACAAUACCGUUGCAGUCGGUCUACAUCUUCCUCUGCACUUUUAUCGUCUACUUGAUGACCAAUCAACCGUAUGAGUUCUUUCGCUUCUCUAUGUAUUUCUUCGUACACAUCUUAACUCUCUUCGUUUCUGAGGGUUUGGGCUUAGGAUUAGGCGCGAUUUUCAAUCCUGUCAACGGGAGCUUCGUCGGAUCCAUGAUCUUUUGCAUCAUGUUAAUGCUCGCCGGCCUUUUUGACUUUUUUAAAGACAUGCUUCCACUCCUGUACUACAUCAGCUACUUGAACCCGCUACGGUACGCCUUCAAUGGUGUAGUUCAAUCCAUCUACGGCAAUGGUCGUGAGAACUUACAAUGUCCGGACAUUUACUGCCACUUACGGGUGCCGAGUACGAUAUUAGAGAUGCUCGACUUUGCUAAACCAUUGUUUUGGUUCGACAUUACUGUUUUGUUCGGCUAUUAUGUUCUGUUUCGAAUUUUGGCUUAUUUAUUACUAAAGAGACGACUAUCGAAACUGUAUUUAAAAAAUUAGCAUGUGAAGUACCCUUAUAGAAAUAUCAUACUAAGAAAUAUUGAAAAAUUAUUAAUGAUUAAGUA
This is a messenger RNA of Odontomachus brunneus, 2235 nucleotides long. RefSeq names its product ATP-binding cassette sub-family G member 4-like. Gene Ontology annotation, cellular component: plasma membrane. Gene Ontology annotation, molecular function: ABC-type transporter activity; ATP binding; ATP hydrolysis activity. NCBI's taxonomy places the organism in Eukaryota, Metazoa, Arthropoda, Insecta, Hymenoptera, Formicidae. The record is from RefSeq and is a predicted model, not a curated record. The transcript has a single exon. The coding region runs from base 368 to 2170 and encodes 600 amino acids.